This is a messenger RNA of Cuscuta campestris, 2292 nucleotides long. The record is from the annotation of a GenBank genome assembly. Lineage: Eukaryota; Viridiplantae; Streptophyta; Magnoliopsida; Solanales; Convolvulaceae.
CGAGGGAGACAACCCAAAUCCAGAUCUGAACAUGCAAUUUCGGCGCUCAAAUGCUCCUUAAAUUGGUGUGAUUGUGCUGCGGAUUCCUGAAAGUUUCAGCCUUUUCGAAUCUCUCCUUCAGUUGUUUUUUUGCGAUUUCCAACAAGAAUUUGAUGCAAUUUUGGCGGGAGAAGUGUGGCGCUUUCUGUAUAGAGAGCGAUUCGUUCUAGGGUUCCGUCGAGUUCUCGGAGAUGGGAGCGUUGACAGUUAAUCGGAAGCGCGGCGAGGAUUAUUUCGCGGUGAAUUCUAGAAACGGGUCUCUAAAUAUCGAUCAGGUUUUGAAAAGGCCCAGGCUUUCGACUUCCAGUCCUGCUUCGCACCCACAUCUCAGCGGAAAGUCUGUAGUUUCGAGGUUUUAUCGGUACCCUGAAGCUGUUGCCCCCAUCAAAAGAGAAGUACACGCUCCUUGCAGAAGGGUCAGGUUCGGGCAUUCUGAGAAGUCUAGGGAUUCUUCGACCAGUGGUGAUUUUAGGGAGAAGUGUGGCAGUGAAAUGGGGAAUUUAAUUGCUAGACUGUUUGGGAAGGCGAAGCGGAGUGAGAAAGAUGGCUCGAGGCAUGGGGCACAUGUGAAUGAGGUUAUUGAGAUUGAUAUUGAUGUUAGGGAGGAUAGUGUUUCCCGGGAUUGGUUUAUGAAGGAUGUUGAAGUUGUGGAAAAGGUUAGUAUUGUUUCUCCUCCAAAGGAUUGUCACGGGGAUGUUGAAAUGUUAGACAAUUAUGUAAAGAAUGAUGUGGAGAGAGCAAUUCACCCACGGAGUGGUUCAUUGGCUACAGAAUUGAACGAUGCAAGUAUGAAUGUUUAUAAUCAAUCCAAGACUUCCGAUUUGAUAUCAACCCACCAUGAAUUCGAGAACUUGGGGCUCCCUGCAUACAAGAAGUUGCUUGGUAAUAUGGAGAAGAGAUAUGACUGCAAUAUCAGGAGGUUAAAUUUCCAGAUUGAACUACACGAGAAACGUCGCCAAAGACAUCAAUUGUUUCGGAAACGGGAGGAGGUGAUUGAGGAUGUGAUUACGGAACCUUUUGUUCCACUCACUGAUGAUGAUAAGGCUCAGGUUGAUCAAGCUUUUUCCGGUUCAAAUAGGGGGAGAGUUUUGGUAACUCAUAAGAACUCCAAUAUUGAUAUUACUGGGAUUUUAUUACAGUGUUUGAAACCAGGGAAAUGGCUGAAUGAUGAGGUUAUUAAUGUAUAUCUUGAGUUGCUAAAAGAGAGAGAGACCAGGGAGCCCAAAAAAUUCCUGAAAUGUCAUUUCUUUAACACCUUCUUCUACAAAAAGUUAAAAAGUGGGAAGACUAACUACAACUAUCAAUCUGUACGAAGAUGGACUUCUCAACGGAAAUUGGGAUAUGGCCUAUUUGAAUGUGACAAAAUUUUUGUUCCCAUUCACAAAGAAGUACAUUGGUGCUUAGCUGUCAUCAACAAGAAGGACAAAAAGUUCCAGUAUCUUGAUUCUCUAAGGGGACGAGAUAAUCAAGUGCUGCAAAUACUAGCUAGAUACUAUGUAGAUGAAGUAAAGGACAAAAAUGGUGAGGACAUUGAUGUUAGUACAUGGGAAAUGGAAUUUGUUGAAGAGCUUCCUGAGCAACAAAAUGGGUAUGAUUGUGGCAUGUUCAUGAUUAAGUAUGCUGAUUUCUAUAGCAGAAAUAUAGGGCUCUGUUUUAGUCAGGAACACAUGGCUUAUUUUCGGUCGAGGACUGCAAAGGAGAUUUUGAGGUUGAAAGCUGAAUGAUCAAACUUCAUGUGUGCUUUCUUUUAAUCCCCGGAUGGAUUACACUAUGUUUGGUUCAAGGAAUUUGAGAGGGAAAAGAAAAGAAAAUGAGAAGGAAAAUAUUUUUCUUGUUUGGUUAGAGAGGAAAAGAAAAGAAAAGUGAAAGGAAAAGAAAAAGAGAAGGCAAAAUGUAUUAAGAGGAAAGAAAACCAAAUUCCUUCCAUUUUGGUGAGGAAAAUGAGGGAAAAUCAUUUUCUUUUCUUUUUCUACCAAAUUCCUUGAACCAAACGUAGUGUUAGAGUGCCAAAAUGAUUCAAAGAUCGGAUGCCAGUUUUGAUCGAGUUAGAUGUGUUCUUUGUAGAUUGCUUUCCAUAUGUAUUGGCUGUUGUUUGAUACUUAGAUGUGCCAAAAUAUAGUGUCUAAUUGCUGCUUUAUUAGUUUUUACUUAGUGGUGGGUUUUGUAAAAUUCAUUUCUAGUGAUGGCUAUAUGAAAGGACCAAGUCCAUAUGAUGUUUUUUGGGACAUACAUGAAGAAAAAAGAAACAUUUUU